AUGAUUCGCAAACUGCAAAAACAACAAAUUGCUGAAUUUCUUGGAAUAAAAAGAGCACCAUUUAAGAUACUCAUAAUGGAUGAACAUACUAGGAGCAUCCUUGCACCACUAUUCAAGCUAUCUGAACUACGAGACUGUGGUAUCUGCGCACAUUACACUCUUUCAAACACUAGAACCCAGGCAAGAGACAUUCCUGCUCUUUACUACAUUCACGACUUCAACCUGGUCACACAAGAUGUAUGCAGAUUCAUCUAUUCUGAAUACUACAUCAACAGCUCCACACAGAUCAAACGAGCUGAAUUGGAGAAUUUGGCAGCAAAAACCAGUGAGUUACAACAGGCAAACAGAAUCAUCGCAGUCAAUGACACAUUCACUGAUUUCAUUUCUCUUCAAAAUGACCUAUUCAGUUUCAACCUGAAAAACAGCUAUUUGAAUGAUUACACCAGAGAAGUCACUUCUGGACUAUUCUCUGUCUUUGUGACACUGAAUGAGAUGCCAUUUGUAGUCGCAAAUCCAAAGACAACUGGAAUCAGAAGCAGCAUUUUGAAGAUGUUUGAUUCAAAAUUACGAAAUUCAAAAAUGUUCAAAAAUGCAUUACAGAGACCACUUUGUGUGAUUGUAGAGAGAGACGUCGAUUUGCUUACGCCACUAAUGCAUACACUGGGAUUCUACGAGUUGAUUAGUGACCUAUUUGAUGUGGAAUUGAAUAAGGUUAAUUUGGAUGGAAAAAGUGUUCCAAUUGACACAGAGAGUGAGUUCUUUAACAAGCAGCGAUUCAAUGACUUUGUUGACGUAGUGGAUCUCAUAAACCAAGAGGUACAGGCGUACAAGAAGGAAAUGGCCAUGAGGAAUCUAAGUGUGACAGAUGUGGCAAAAAUGCUCGAGGUGGCACCAGAGCUGCAGAAGAAGAACGAGGUGGUCACUAGUCUCCUCAAUAUCAGCCUGAAUGCAGUCUCAGAAAUCAAGAAGAGGAGUUUUGAUGAGUUUUAUGCAAUGGAAAACAAAUUUGACAAAAACAGCCUAUAUGAAUUGAGUGAGAAGGGAACCAAUGAAGACAUCAUCAGACUGGCUGUGAGCAUGUUAGGGAAGCCAGAAGCCGAGUUCAUUGGGCCAAUGCUUGAGAAGAGGGGAAUCAGAACCAAUAUAGUAGGAUACAUCAAGAAGUUCAUGAAUGAGGACAAAUACUACCAGACCAUUGCUAAGAAGAUGAAGAAUCUUCUGUUCAAGAAGAGUCUGCCUGUAGUUGCACAUGUUGAGGAUGUGCUAUUUAGAAUUAAAAACAGCAGCCUUAAGGAGUCGUAUGAGACAUCUACGCACAAAGAUGCCUUCUACUACAAUGAAAUCAGCAAAGUCGUCGUGUUUGUGAAUGGUGGGAUAUCGUACCAGGAGGUGAGUGGCCUCCACGAGCUGUCUCAGAAAUACGGCCUUGAUUUCAUCAUAGGCGGAACUGAAAUAAUCAACGCACGUGGAUUCAUGAGCCAGCUAGAACAGUGUGAGUAA
Molecule: messenger RNA, 1500 nt
Organism: Enterospora canceri
Lineage: Eukaryota; Fungi; Microsporidia; Enterocytozoonidae
Source: the annotation of a GenBank genome assembly